UCCUUCUGCAUUUGCAGAAACGCUCUUAUUCCGAAGACAUUGGGAGCAAUGCGCAAAAGAGAAAUCGCGCACGAUACAGCGCAUAUGCUACUCCAAUGAAAACUUACCAAAACAGCACCCUGCGGUUUAAUCGGUGAUAAUUGCAAUUGCGGGCGCGCGCGCACGGAUAUCUCCAUUUGUACGCCGCCCUGCGCGCGCCAAGACCGUCGGGCGGUUCGCAGCCGGCGUCGCUGGGCGGGGCCCGGGGAGCCUUCCCGCCUCCCUCCGCCGGAGAGACCCAAAGAGAGAGACGGGGCGGGGAAGAAGCAGGCUCCGUGGGCGGCCCCUGCCUCUGCCUCCCGUUCCCCGACGGCGGCGGUUCCCGGGCGGCUCCGUCGGAGGGGGAAUUGGGCGCCUCUGGCUCGACGUCUCUCUCUCCGCCCGGCGGCCAUGCAGCGUCCGGAGGAGCAGCAGCCCUGGGGCGCCUUGGAGCCGUCGGGGCGUCGGGGAGCAGCGGAGCUCGGCCCCUGCCUUUCCGCCGACGGCAGCGUCUCGGCCAGGCGGCCCCCGCGCUGCUCUCUCGACGGGGCUCCGGGCGACCUGGCGGAGGAGCUGCGCGAGUUCGACGCCGUGCUGGACGCCUUCUCUCCCGGCGCCCAGGAGCGCCGCUUCCCCGGCGAGGAGCCUCCGGAGCGGCGGAGAAGAAGCGGCAGCGACGCCGCCCAGAGGGAGUCCCUCUUCCGCCUCGACGGCCAGAGUGCAGAUUCACUCUGCAGAAAUAGUUUCGGUUUCAGUGACGGAAAGCUAAAUUCCCCAGCGCUGUCUCCUGCAGCUGUGUCUACUCCAACAAUAGCUUCUCGUAAAGGAAAGCUUGGAGACACAAAAGAAUUAGAAGAUUUUAUCGCUGAUCUUGAUCGGACCUUGGCAAGUAUGUGAAACAACUGUUUUUGCAUGAAACUGGCCUACAAAAGGAUGAGGUUGAGUCUGGGCUGAUCCUGUUCCGUACGACGAAGACACAGAGGGAGACCCUCAUCUCCCAAGCGUGCAACCUGCCAUCUUACUCUUCCACUUUUAACCGUGACGACUCUUGUAACUUUCUCUUCAAAUAACAAAUUUGCUGAUGCCAUACUUUUUCGUAAGAUACAGCUUAACAUUAAUUUAAAAGUGCUGACGAAAAGAUUUGUAAUUUUAUAUAGCUAAUGUAAAUGCUUUUUUUUUUGUUAAAUAUAUUUUUGUAUGCAAAUAAAAUGCGAACUGGAUUUUUUUGUUUUUGUUUUGAAAAAGGUGGCUGUCCGCUAUUCGACACUUUCAUCCCACUCUUUGAGAAGCUUACAGCCGUUAACUUGGGAAGCCACCAUCCUUGUGACACAGAUCAGUGUGGUUCUAGUUCACUCUGUGCCCAUUGGCUUGCAAGGAUUCCAUCUUGCAUUAGAUAGCACGCUGGCCGGCUGGCUGGCACAAUUCUGCCUCUCUUUCUCAGUGCCCAUUUACAGUGACGAGAGGCGUACUCAUCUGAUAUGACAGACAUGGAUGGGAGCGACAGAGCUGUAGCAACUGAGCUUCUAUUGAGGGUCAAAACAAUGGGAACACUCGGCUGGCGUACGUACGGUAGUCUGUGAAGCCAGAUCUCUUGCAUUUGGUCUGAUUUCAUAAGGAAUACCUCCCCCCUCCCGGCAUGUUUCCUGACCCCAUUUUAAUUAAUGUAGACAUUCAUUUCAGUAAAAGCAACAUUGCGUGUUGCGCAGUCUUUCAGUAUUUGGUUACUCGUGAUGAACUGUGAGGGCAAGAAUGUUGAGCCUAGCUAUAUUCCUGAUAUAUUCCUGAUGUAUUCAUUUUUGUUGGGAAGAGGGAAAUUCAGUCGUCCUGUUCUGAAGGAGGGUUGUACCACAGGGCUAUUUUGAAUGUGAAGAUUAUUUGAGGGUUGCAGUGAGGAGACUCGUAUCAUACUCUCCUCCUGGGUUUGUACUGUUUUAGAAGCCACCUUUAAAUAAAUCACUCGGACAGCAGUAAAGGUUAGUUGACUUUCCCCCCCAAACCUUUUAUUAAAUCUUGCAGCUGCUUUCCCCGAACUGAAUCCCUCCCUUCUCAAAGUGCAAAUUUCUUUAUGGCUGUAGUACAUUAACUUCCAGAGAGGCACUGAAGGAUAUUUUCAAAAAGAACACUUGUGGGAAAUUGUUCACAUCGGGGCGAGUUGCAUUCUGUUAUGAGUAAGAAUAGAAAAUAAAGACCUACACACUGUGUUCUCUAGAUACAAAGAGACCCUUAUUUAUUCUUUUAAAUGUCAGAAUGGGGGAAACGGGUUAUUAUUGUUCACACGUUUUUGGAUGCAGCAGAUGGGCUAUUUAAAGAAACAUUUGUUUGCUUGCCAAUGUGGCUGAGCUGGGAAGAGAUCCGAAAACCGACUGACAUUGUGAGUGUAAUGCAAAGUCUAGAAAACAAGGAAUGAGUCCAAACGCCAAAUUAUGAAGAAAUCUUAAAAAAUAAAGAGUACAGCCCUUCAGGGUCUUAGGGCACAGAAGUAGAAAUGAUAAAUUUUCCUUAAAGAAAUCAACCUUCCCCUCAGGUUUCCUAUUUUGUCAUUGGGUUGCACAUAAGAAAAAGGUUGUAAGAAAUUAGUAUUUUGCAUUUUACAUCCAAUUCUUAAAAAGCCUGGUUCACACAUUUCUUUGUUGUUUCUUCAGCUCAUUCUCUUGUGUAUCACAACACAUGCAGUCUCACAUGGGUGUGUGUGUGUGUGUGACUGUUUCAGCAAACAACCACCUUGCAUUAUUAUUUCCCCGGGAAAGAAUGUUAAUUAAUGUUUGAAAUCUUAAAACAUUUUCUAGCUGAAGAUAUUCUGCUGACCCGCUUCGUUUUCUGAUGUACUACUUGCCUUGCCUCUCUCUCUUAACCCAGAAUUUAGAAUUGAGACGUUUACGUUUUGAAAUACAUUGUGAGGAUUUGUUGGGGAGGAAUGAAAUCCACAAUAUUAUUCCUCUCUUCCCCCUGCUUUGAAUUUAGCAGAUUUAACAAACUGAUAGUAACAUGUGGUCCAAAGCCCAGUGACGCAUGAAUUGUGAGGCAUCUUAAUAAAUAACCAUUAUUCACUCUUGCAACUUACUAAACUAAAACGGAAUUUCAGAGCUUGCCAUACGUGGAUGGUGGUGCUUUCACGCCAGUCUGCUUACGAACGCAAUAAAAUAUUACCGUUUGUGUCUCUUGAUUCCUCGCAUUGCCCCUAAGCUGGUUUUUGUUUUUAAAGUUUCGCAUUUAGAGAACGCUCAUGGCCUUUACCAGUUUUAUGCUAUUAUCUGUUGCCCUUCCAUGAUCAGGAACAUUGUCAUGCCUGAGUACAGCAACAUCUCACUGCCUUGGACGAUGGAAAAUGAUGCCAAGGAGUUUGCUCUGAUAUUGUACUGCUCUGGCUUUCAGAACGACUCCACAUUUUUCUGCCUCAUUCAGUGGACAGGGAAUGGCUCUCAAGUACCACUUCACUGUGGAUGGCAGAGCUCUCUCUCUCUUGAGACUUUUUGCCAUCUCCUCAUAAUUGGACAGAGUCAGCAUCGUGCUAUGCAGUGUUUUCCUCCCAACGAGACAAACAGCAGCUUCAGGAGAAACAUUUAGAUUGGGAAAAUCUGAUUUGGUUCUUAGCCUGGUCAACAAUUUUAACUUUACACGGCCUCAGAAAGUCAGCUGCAACCAAAUAUAAUGCCUCCGGGCAUUUUCUUUCAGUGUUUGCAGAUGCACUGUUGCUUAUAAUCACAGUUAGAUGUCUACACAGAGCGGCAGAAAAUCCUAAGCUUCUGAGAAACAGGGACGGCCAUUCUAGUCCAGCAGGCAUUUAAAUGAAGCUUUGGAGUUUUUAAUGAUAUUUUAUUUUAUUUUAUUCGUUAAUAUGCUUUUGCAAUUUCUAUGUACACCACUUGGAAACAUUCAUGAUUAAGUGAUAUAUAAAUAGCUGAAAUUAUAUAUAUAUUUUUAAAAACGCUACUUGUCCCAUGUGUGCAGUACCUGCAGUU
Molecule: messenger RNA, 3977 nt
Organism: Podarcis muralis (Common wall lizard)
Lineage: Eukaryota; Metazoa; Chordata; Lepidosauria; Squamata; Lacertidae
Gene: RGCC
Product: regulator of cell cycle
Biological process (GO): regulation of cell cycle
Cellular component (GO): cytoplasm
Molecular function (GO): protein kinase activator activity; protein kinase binding
Source: RefSeq, a predicted model, not a curated record